Messenger RNA from Paramisgurnus dabryanus, 3358 nucleotides. RefSeq names its product ceramide kinase. The record is from RefSeq and is a predicted model, not a curated record. NCBI's taxonomy places the organism in Eukaryota, Metazoa, Chordata, Actinopteri, Cypriniformes, Cobitidae. Gene Ontology annotation, biological process: phosphorylation; ceramide metabolic process. Gene Ontology annotation, molecular function: ceramide kinase activity.
CAAGUUAAACUGUUACGGACUGCGCCAGUCUUAAUUUAUUUUACUUAAAAAGUAUACAUUACACAAGCGUAUUUAUUGAACUCGGAUAACCUUCUUAGUCUAAUAACGUCUAAUUAUAAUGCUUAUAUUUGUUCGCUUCAUAUGUUAAACGUGUUUACCAAGGUGGACAGCUACGAAACAGGGUAAGACCCUCAGCAUGAGGGUGAAUGACAGAUGAAGUGAAUGAAUGUUAUAUGAUAAGAGAGGAGAUGGAGAUAGAUUCAGUGAGAGUCGAGUCCAGUCUGUGGAUCGACAAUAAGCGUUAUAAGGCUUUUCUGAGCGGAUGGUAUUUCAGCUGGACUGAGAUCGACAAGAGGAACCGCGAGAAGAAAACAGUUUCAGUGCCCAUGUCAGAGGUGAUCGCGGUAAAAGAGGGUCGGGUCGAGAUCCAACCCCAGAAGAAAUUGGAGGACACUGACCUUGAUUUUACUUUAUUUUAUGUGAAGCGCAACCGCAGAUGCAACACACGGGGGACGUUGUGGAGCCUGGGCAGGACCCAGUUCUGCUGUCCUAGCCGAGAUGUUCGGGAUCAGUGGAUCACUCAAGUCAGAACGGCACUGAAAACUCACAGUCCUUCGCGUCCACACAGGUUGUUGGUGUUCAUUAAUCCGUUCGGAGGAAAGAAGAGGGGAAAACAGAUCUACCACUCUCUGGUGGCUCCUCUGUUUGAGCUGGCUGGCAUCAGCUCUCAUAUCGUGGUGACUGAACGAGCAAAUCAGGCCCGGGACUACAUUUUGAAGAAAGAUUUAACCGGGUUUGAUGGUGUGAUUUGUGUGGGAGGAGACGGUAUGUUCAGCGAGCUGCUGCACGGCGUGAUUGGACGAACCCAGCAGGAGGCGGGAGUUUCAGAACACGACCCUACUGUAAUGCUACAACCAUGUGACCUCCACAUUGGCAUCAUUCCAGCAGGCUCAACAGAUUGUGUGUGUUUCGCUACAGUGGGUGUAAAUGACCCUGUUACAUCAGCACUUCACAUCAUCAUUGGCGAUUCUCAGCCUCUCGAUGUAUGUUCAGUCCAUCAUCAUUCAACACAUAUAAGGUAUUCUGUCUCUAUGGUGGGCUAUGGAUUUUAUGGAGAUGUUUUAGCAGAGAGUGAGAGACACCGCUGGAUGGGUCCUCUCAGAUAUGAUUACUCAGGUUGUUUAAUGUACCUGUGCAACAGGAACUAUCCAGGACUAGUGCAAUAUCUCCCUGCUGAUUCGCAUAUCUCCAGUCCACGGGACAACACUCGCUGCCUCGCAGGGUGCAGAGUGUGUUCAGAGAGCAAAGAGAGGCUGUUCCCCCACUUUGAUAGCUCCAGUUCCCUCUACAGCACAAAUCUCAGUCAGCACAGCAGUGAGUUAGAGGGUGAAUGGGUCACUAUUGAAGGCAGGUUCAAGUGUGUCUAUCUCACCUGUAUGUCAAGCUCAUGCCCGCGGAGCCCGACGGGUCUCUCGCCCUCCGCUCACCUGGCCGAUGGGACGGCGGAUCUCAUCCUGGUGCGACAAACGAACCCCCUGGGCUUCCUCACAUACCUGCACCGGCACACAAACACACAAGAUCAGUUUGACCUUCCCUUCGUCGAGGUACAUCGCGUCAAGGCGGUUCGGUUUUCUCUACCACCUGGAGAAGAAGAAGAAGAAGAGGAGGAGGAGGAAGAGGUAGAGGAAGAGAGAGAAAUACAGACCUCAGCUGAGAACGUAUUGGAUGAUCCCAACAAACUUGUGAACUCUCAGAACAAAAGUACCUCUCAGCAGUGUCUCACGGGCCAGGAGAGAGGAGUUGUGAAAACCGGCAGGAAAAAGAAGAGAGGUUUUGUGUGUGGACCCUGCUGCACUAAACCUCCUUCAGUAUCUGUGUGGAACUGUGAUGGAGAAAUUCUACCUCACACCAAAAUUUUAUGCAGAGUUCAUGGCCAGCUUGUGCGUCUCUUUGCCAGGGGCAUUGAAGAAUCAGCAGGUGCUUAACAAUGGCGUGAAGAAUACAGGAGCUACUGUUCAAAGAGAGACGUGUUCAACACAACGAAUGAUCUCACGAAUAGUGGUUUAUAAAAGAAAACAAAUGUUAAUACUAUAUGUGGCAGUGUGAUGGGUAAGAUAUUGUACAUGUAAAUGCAAUAAUGUCAUGCAAGCUUAUUUGCCAGAAGGUUAUUUCAGCUGUUUGUAUGUAAGUUUAUAAUUGUUCAUUUCAAUUAUUUAAUAUUUUUGCAGGGCAAAAAGUAAAUGUACUGUAUGCAAUGUUUUAGUGCAAUAUGGCGUACUAACUCUUUCCCUUGCCACUGCUUGUUUAGGCCCCGUUUAUGUCCAUCCAGCGCAACUAUUUUUUUUUUUUUAAGUUUUAAGAGACUGGAUUGUGCUUUAAGCAGAGGAGCUACAUUUUCUGGCAAAGGCUGUACAUGUUUCAAACAGUAUGAUUGAUGUAUGGGACAGCUUUAAGGGAGGAGCCUCAUUCCAUUACCAUUUUUAAAGAUGUAGUGAUCGACAGGAAUGUGACCAUACUGGGUGUCAAAGGGUUUCGAGCUCAUUUUUGUGAAUGUGGUAACCCCAUGCAUGCAUGACUGUGUAGUGUGUAUUAGAUAAGUGUCAUAAAUAUAUAAACUAUAUAUGUGGAACUGUCACCACUUGCUAAUCUUUCAAAACAUGUUAUUAACCCCAACAUACAGUACACUCUCAGAAAAAGUACAACAUUUCUCACUGGCACGGUACCUUUUAAAAAGUCCUAGUAUCAUUUUGGUACAGAUAGUGUAUGUACCUUUGAACUACCAGUAUGUACCUCUAAUAAUGCACCAAUAUGCACCUUUUAGGUGCAAAAGUGAAAAGGUGCCACCCCAUUGACAGCUUUUGUACCUUUUUGUACCUUGUUUUCUGAGAGUGUAGAAAUGUCCAAACAAAAAUUAUCCUUCAGCUGAUGGCAGCUAUGAAAGCCAUAUUUGAAAAAAGUUAGUAUAAUUUAAAGGAAUGAUAAUAGCUAGAAUGCACUGUAUAAUUUACAUGAAGAAUUAUUCUGAGUAAAUCUUUUCAGAAAUAUUAGAAGCAUGUUACAGGGCUCUUCAGCAUGACGUUUAUCUUCUGAUAAAUUGAUCUUCUUCUGCCUUUAGAGCAGACUUUUGUUCUUAGAAAACUACAUGACAACCAAAGACAAAUUAUUGGAAGGGUUGCAUUUGUUGAUUAUUAUGGUGGAAAUAAAUUCAGAAAGUUUGUGAAUUAAGUAAUCUGGGAAUAUGAUGUGACGUUUCACUUAAAAGUUUUUAUGUUUUCUUAUAGUUUCUGUUUAGACUUAAAGGAAACUCUGAUCUCCGGGUCUGGUGCUAGCACUUUUAGCAUAGCUUAGCACAAUCCAU